Messenger RNA from Pyrus x bretschneideri (Chinese white pear), 1977 nucleotides. Its product is annotated as tubby-like F-box protein 3. Lineage: Eukaryota; Viridiplantae; Streptophyta; Magnoliopsida; Rosales; Rosaceae. The record is from RefSeq and is a predicted model, not a curated record. Gene Ontology annotation, molecular function: protein binding. Bases 573 to 1781 code for a protein of 402 amino acids. The transcript is spliced from 5 exons.
AAGUGUUAGACUUUCAAUUUCCCUUAGGGUGAUUUUGUAACUGUUGAAAAGAAAGAUCUGUGGGAAAAUAUCAAAUUUUGAUUCGAUUUGGCGGUUUAUUGUAGUUGAUCUGUACUGGUUCUUUUCAGUUAUUGGAUUUAUCAGUGAUAUAUAUAUAUAUAUAUAUAUAUAUAUAUGUGUGUGUGUGUGUGUGUGUGUGUGUGUGUGUGUGGGUUGAAUCUGGUUAUCUAGAUCUAUAAACAGUGUAUCAGUGGCUGAAGAUAAGAACUUGGGAUGAUUGGAGUGUGGAUGUAACAUUUUGUGGUGAAUUAUACUGAUUGAUAUAUCAUUGGAGGUAUUGGAGAGUUGAUAUUUUGUAUUGAACUGUUAAUGAUUGGCCGCUUUGACUGAAAGUAUAGGACUUUGGCAGUUUAAGCUUCUGGGUUUUGUUUCUUAGGCUUGAGUAAUUUGUAUUUCGGCGUGAAGUUCGUGUUUUUUUGUGAUGAAUAUGGGAUAACCUGGAGAGGUUGGAGGAUUUGUAGAAAGUUUUGCGGUUUUUGAGUUUUGCGAAGGCAAGGAUACAGGACGCAGCGAUGUCUUUUAAGAGUAUGAUUCAAGAUAUGAAAGGUGAGUUGGGGAGCAUUUCGAGGAAAAGCUUUGAUGUUAAAUUUGGAAUGAGAUCGAGGUCUCAGCGGGUGGUUCAGGAUACCUCCUUCAGGAUUAAUGCUUUGAAGCAGAGUUGUUGGGCAAACAUGCCGCCGGAGCUUUUGAGGGACGUGUUGAUGAGAAUAGAGGCGUCUGAUGAUACAUGGCCUCCGAGGAAAAAUGUGGUCUGCUGUGCUGGUGUUUGCAGGAAUUGGAGAGAAAUCAUGAAAGAGAUUGUGAAAUCCCCAGAAGUUUCGGGCAAGCUGACAUUUCCAAUCUCUUUGAAGCAGCCUGGUCCAAGGAACUCCCUUCUGCAGUGUUAUAUAAAGCGAUGUCGUAGCAACCAGACAUAUUAUCUUUUUCUGGGUUUAAGUCAAGCCUCAACUGAUGAUGGGAAGUUUCUUCUUGCGGCAAAAAAAUGUAGACGCCCAACCUGCACAGACUAUACCAUCUCUUUGAACUCUGAAGAUGUGUCAAAAGGGAACAGUGCCUUUGUUGGAAAGCUCAGAUCAAAUUUUCUGGGCACUAAAUUCACAAUCUAUGAUGCGCAACCUACUAAUAGUGGAGCCAAAGUCACCAAAUGUCGUUCAACCAGGCUUGUGAAUAAAGUCUCCCCCAGAGUUCCUGCUGGCAACUAUCCUGUGGCCCAUAUUGCUUAUGAGUUGAACGUCUUGGGUUCCAGAGGUCCGAGGAGAAUGCAGUGUGUAAUGGAUUCCAUCCCUGCCCGUGCUGUUGAGCCAGGAGGUGUGGCACCCACACAGACUGAAUUUCUGCAUGGCAGCCCGGAUAGUUUUCCAUCCAUCCCAUUUUCCAGAUCAACAUCAACCCGCACAAAGAAUUUCUCAUCUCCGCUAGAGUCUGGUGAGAAUGAAGGCAUGCUAGUAUUGAGAAACAAGGCCCCUAGGUGGCACGAACAACUCCAGUGCUGGUGUCUCAACUUCAAUGGACGAGUAACAGUUGCCUCAGUAAAAAAUUUUCAGCUGGUUGCUUCUCCGGAAAAUGGAGUUGCUGCGGGCCAGGAGCAUGAAAAUGUCAUCCUUCAGUUUGGAAAAGUGGGUAAGGAUGUAUUCACCAUGGAUUAUCGGUAUCCAAUCUCAGCCUUCCAGGCAUUUGCCAUUUGCCUUAGCAGCUUCGACACCAAGAUUGCUUGCGAAUGAUCGACAAGCAGGUUGCAAUCCAGAGUCAUAAUGCUUGGACUCACAGUAGUUUGUACCUAAAUCAAAACAUUUUUCUUUUUUCCUUCUUUUUAUUUGUUUUCUUUUUCGUGUUCUUGCAAAGUCUUUCGGGGUUAAAUUAUGGCUUAAACAUCUGUUUCCUUUGAACUAGAAUAUGAUGGACUCCUCUCUUUCUGUU